AUGUCUGGCCCUCCGCCCACGGCACAGGAGGCCCCUGCUGCCCUGUCGUCGAUUCAGCAUGGCACUCUCCAAGCCCCGCCAUCGCCACAGACGCAUCGCGCCUUGAGACGACUCCACGAUGCCACACCACCGCCGCUAUAUCAACCAACUGCCGCCUCAAACGCCCGACGAUCAGGGGUGAAGAAGCCCGUCUUUUCACACGGCCACUUGUCUCUCCAGCAGAUCAUUCGCGAUGGGCCAAACGAUGGCGAUUUCAUAGGUGCGCUGGAAAGCGCUAGGUGGAAAGUCGUUGAUGAAGGCGUCAAAGCCGCAGAGGAUGGAAUGUCUCCAUUGAGGAUAUACGUAUGGCUCGUCCUUUUGGACGCCCCAAUCAUGUCUACAGACGAAUACCUAGCCCUCAUACAUCGUGGUGCUUCUCCGGCAUACGCCAAGAUCCGCAACGAUACCUUUCGCACGCUUACGACCGACCCUCUCUUCCGGCGCCGUGUUAGCGAGGCAAGCUUGAUUCGACUGCUGAAUGCCAUUGCCUGGCGACUUCACGAUUCAAAAGAAGAUGAACGCCAGAGCAGCCGUCCUGGCAGCAGCCAUUCGUCUAUACCUCCGCGGGAUGGCGUUGCAGGCAGCCACUCUGGCCAAUCUCAAGCGAUUCUCGAGCCAGGUGUCUACGUCCAAGGCAUGAAUGUUUUGGCUGCCCCUUUUCUAUACGCCGCACGAAGCGAAGCCGAAGCGUUUGUCGCUUUUCACUCUCUGUUGACUCGCGAGUGCCCUGGCUACAUCCGUGGCGCCAUGGAUGGCGUGCAUCGCGGGCUUGCCUUGGUAGACAAAGUCUUGGCCAUUGUCGAUCCCAAACUUGGCAUGUAUCUCACGUCAAAGGGGCUCUCGGCCGAAAUCUAUGCUUUCCCCUCUGUACUAACACUCUGUGCAUGUACACCGCCACUACCCGAGGUGUUGCGCCUUUGGGAUUUUCUCUUUGCGUAUGGGCCGCAUCUUAAUAUUGUGUGCAUUGUAGCGCAGCUUACUAUUAUGCGGUCGCAGAUCCUUCAAUCCCAGAGUCCAAACAAGCUUCUGCGAUCAUUCCCACAGCUAAAUGCCGACCUCGUCAAGAGCAUCACGAUCAGCAUCAUUAAGAAGAUACCGGACGAUGUUUACGAAGAGAUCGCCACGCAUGCCAUGUGAAGAUGAUGGGACGUAAUGAAACACUUGCUGCCCCUCUUACUAAAGAGGGUCACAAUGAACAGUAAGGCCCAGUAAAGGGGAAAUCUAGUAUACUGUUGAAGAGAAACGCGCCACGUGAUAGCAUGCUUGACGCGUUUCCAAUGACGAUCCGACCCAGAUGGAUGGAGUCAGUGGCUCUCCGGCCCGACAUCAGCCUUGGCAUCAGGCAUCCCCUUAGAGGCCCUGCUCCUCUGCUAUCGGGCAAUUCUUUUCUAGCAUCGUUGAUCUUAUUUUUUGGGAGAUAUUGGCGCAUGUAUUUGUAUUUGUCGAUGAAUUUAAAGGCACUGGUUAGCGGCCUAGCAACUACAGAGGAAACGAAACCAUUCAAUGUAUUAGGUAUUGGAAGAGAUGGGAUGACACAUAUUGGCCAAAUUUGGGGUACAGCAAGGGAUUGCUGCAGGGUCUGCAUUCGGGAAUAAUAUUACGACUCACAUGAUGAAACGGACAAAGAGCAAUACAAUGACUAUUUUCAAG
Trichoderma atroviride IMI 206040 is the source of this 1689-nucleotide messenger RNA. The record is from RefSeq and is a predicted model, not a curated record. Lineage: Eukaryota; Fungi; Ascomycota; Sordariomycetes; Hypocreales; Hypocreaceae.